UAAACCCCAUUUAUUGCCUUGCCCUCCCCCCUAAGAGCACCGCGCCACGCUACGCUCUGCCUCGCCUGUUUCUUCUCUACAUCUUGCAACUAUGCGCUCCGCAGGCUCUGUCGAUUCUGCCCACUCCCCCGGCGCCGGCUCUGCUGAUUCUGCCCGCCCCGCCAACACGCAGCUCGCCGAGGGCGACCUGGAGUACGAGUACGUGUCCGAGGAGUACUACGUUGUCGCGACUCUGCCUCCAAACACGCUCGCCAAGGCGCGCGACACCGCGAGCCACAACUUGGAGGCGCUCAGCAGACGCCGCAAGAAGGGCAAGGCUCCCGAGAACGAAGCCGAGGAGCACGAACAGAAGGAGGAGGAGGAGGAGGAGGCCCUGGUGGAGGACAACGCCGAUGCCGAAAACAAGGACGUGUGCAUCCGCAACAGCCUGUUUGGCAAAACCCGCCGCCGUGGCGCCAGGAGCAAGGCCCCGCAGUACGCCAUCAUUGAUGUGGACACCGAGCGGCCGAUGCUCGAGAUCGAGGGCGACAUCUUUCUCGGCUCCCAGGACGAGCUGCUGGGCACCCACCUGCUGUUUGACAUUGAUGCCGAGAACGACGACGGCACCGAGAGGACGAAGGCGGAUCUUGUUGGAGCCACAUCAAGGACCAUCGUCUUCCAGCCCGCAAAGAUCACAAAAAACCCCACGCACAAGCUGCCGCCACACUUGAUUUAAAAAUAUUUAAAAAUACAUAUAUAUAUUUCUGAAGAUAGAAGAUAGAAAAAGGAAGGAAAAAAAAGAAUAAGCG
This is a messenger RNA of Kickxella alabastrina, 788 nucleotides long. RefSeq lists its product as uncharacterized. The transcript has a single exon. Bases 92 to 715 code for a protein of 207 amino acids. The record is from RefSeq and is a predicted model, not a curated record. NCBI's taxonomy places the organism in Eukaryota, Fungi, Kickxellomycota, Kickxellomycetes, Kickxellales, Kickxellaceae.